GACAUUAAGCUGUUAGCUGUUUAGCUGCUACCUGUUAGCUGUUUAGCUGCUACCUGUUAGCUGCAGCCGGUAGGGAUCAGUCAACAGCUAAUCAUCAGUCUCUACAGCCUCUCUAAUCUUCACCCGAGCUCCUGCGUCAGUGUGGUUCUCUCCGCUAGGGGGCAGUAUGUUCCUGUGCUAUGUUCACAGACUGUAGAAGCUCUAACUCUGUUUUGAAAAUCCCUAACAGGAAGUGCUUCGUGUGACUGUGAGCCGUCAGACCGGAAGUCUACGUCAGUCAGACGCGUUUAAAGCUCCGACUGUAGUUUUAGUUGAGCUGUGGAAGUUUGAACUAGAGUUUGAAUACUUUUUAAAGCAGUUUGUAUCUAAAGCUGUUGUUCAGAUGGCGGACGAGGCCACGCGCAGGGCGGCGUCGCAGGUGCCGCUCCUGAAGACGCACGCCGGGCCGCGGGACCGCGCACUGUGGCCCGCGCGCCUGAAGGAGGAAUACCAGGCGCUGAUUGGCUCCGUGGAGGCGAACAAGAAAUCAGACAGCGACUGGUACCGCCUCGAGAGCAACGCGGACGGCACGCGCUGGAGCGGCAGCUGCUGGUUCAUCCACGAGCUGCUCCGGUACGACUUCCGCCUGGAGUUCGAGAUCCCGGUCACUUACCCGGUCACCGCACCGGAAGUAGCUAUCCCGGAGCUGGACGGCAAGACCGCGAAGAUGUUCCGCGGCGGGAAGAUCUGCCUCACGGAGCACUUCGCGCCGCUUUGGGCUCGCAACGCGCCGCGCUUCGGGCUCGCGCACCUGAUGACGCUGGGCCUCGCGCCUUGGCUCGCGGUGGAAAUACCGGACCUGAUCAGCAAAGGGCUUGUGGUGCACAGGGAGCGGCAGGGUGACGCGGCAGAGUGACGAGGGAGCGGCAGCGGCAGGGUGACGUGGCAACGGCAGGAUGACGUCACAGACUAAUAAACACCUGGAACUGAACCCAGUGAAAGAACUGAUGAGACUUUAUUUUAAUUAUAAAAUAUAAUUGAACAUGUUGUGACGGUGAUGAAGAUGAACUGAGAGGUCUCUGAAAUAAAAAGUGAUGAAAAAUGAAA
This is a messenger RNA of Trematomus bernacchii (emerald rockcod), 1086 nucleotides long. It is a transcript of the gene ufc1, whose product is annotated as ubiquitin-fold modifier conjugating enzyme 1. The coding region runs from base 383 to 895 and encodes 170 amino acids. The record is from RefSeq and is a predicted model, not a curated record. Gene Ontology annotation, cellular component: cytoplasm. NCBI's taxonomy places the organism in Eukaryota, Metazoa, Chordata, Actinopteri, Perciformes, Nototheniidae. The transcript has a single exon. Gene Ontology annotation, molecular function: UFM1 conjugating enzyme activity. Gene Ontology annotation, biological process: protein K69-linked ufmylation.